AUGAGCGAUAUUCAAGCAUAAUAAGUAGAAUUAACUUAAGAAUAAAAUGGCAAAAAAUUCUCAUAUAGUAAUACAUACCUGAAGGAAUUCGGUGUUUUAGGAUAUUUAGCCCUUUAGGCUGUUCUUUAUCCUAUUGAGAGAAUUAAAGUCCUCUAAUAGGUAGAUAUUAUUCCUGAAGUAACCGAUGAAGCUGGCAAAUACGAUCUUCGUUAAAACUUCUAAAAUUAUUAUAAUCGUCAUGCUGAAUCUGAAACUUUCGAGGCUUUUUAUCGUGGUUUAGGUGCUAAAAUUUGCAAAUUAAUCACAAAAGAACUUUCUAUUUAUUUUUUAGCUGAUAGAAUUAGAGACAGAAUUUAAGUAUUUGAUCCCAAAGAAGAUCCUUUUAAGCAUUUUGUAUACAACUUCAUUUCUGGUGUUACCAGUGGAACUUUGACUGAAUUAAUUGCAUAUCCCAUGGAAGUAGCUAAAACUAGAAUUUUAUGUGAUGGUGCUCCAUUCGAAGAUCGUAUCUAUACAAAUGCUUACGAAGCAUUGUUUAAGGACAGCUCAGCCAGAAUUUACCGUGGUGCCUUGUUCUCUUUGACAGGUGCAGCUUUAUAUAGAGGUACUCAAAUUGGUUUGUAUGAAACCCUUAACCAAUUAGGUAUGAAAGAUAUGUCUGCUUGGGUCCAUCUACCAGCUUCUAUUUUGAUUACAAUUUAUGCCCAAAAAAUAACAUAUCCUUUUGAUACUAUUCGUAGAUAAGUAAUGCUAAGAGAUACUCCUUUCGAAGUUACCUCUGCUGAAACAGAUACUAUCAUUAAAAGACUUACUCAUCCUGCUCGUAGAUCAGACUUAAUGAGAGGCUGGAACAUGUAACUUUAUAAAUCCGUCUCAGCUGGUAUAUUCUUAUUUGGUUAUAAAGCUUUGUCAGGAACAUUCUAAGCAGCCCCAGAUCUUAUAACUAAAUUCUCUCACUGA
Messenger RNA from Tetrahymena thermophila SB210, 960 nucleotides. Its product is annotated as carrier protein. NCBI's taxonomy places the organism in Eukaryota, Ciliophora, Oligohymenophorea, Hymenostomatida, Tetrahymenidae. The transcript has a single exon. Gene Ontology annotation, biological process: transmembrane transport. The record is from RefSeq and is a predicted model, not a curated record.